This is a messenger RNA of Seminavis robusta, 4332 nucleotides long. Lineage: Eukaryota; Bacillariophyta; Bacillariophyceae; Naviculales; Naviculaceae. The record is from the annotation of a GenBank genome assembly.
AUGAGGGGUCGUACAAGGGCCGGUGAUGGCUCUAACGAUGCGGAGCUCGUCUUGCCAUCAGGGAACCGAGACGAGGGCCGCCAUCGACAUCAACAACACGCGAAAGAUACGCGCCUCUUUGACAAACUGAAUCAGCUGGAACGAAAAUGGCAUUCCCAAAAGGGCAACAACAACAACAAACUGGCCAUCGGUGGUGUGUCGUUGAAUCAAAAUCACUCCUUCUCGUCGCAGCGGGAUCCGCCACCGGGGUCGCCUCCCAUAGAAGCAACUGGUUCCAUGCCACCACCAUCAGAAGCACUCCCCGUGAGUAGUACUAGUACAGAACCCAAACAGCUGCCACCCAAGAAAAAGAAGAAAAAGAAAAAAGAAGGUCCCAGAGUUGUAACUAUGUUCGAUCGGCUCUAUCAAAAGGGAAAGGCCAAGGCCAUCACCAAAAAUAUUACCGUUCUACCUCAGACCAAGCCCAGCGCCAACCGAAACAAACGAAGACUAAGGGCGGCGAUCAUCAUACAAUCUGUGUUUCGGGGGGUCAAGCUGAGAAAACACGUGCGAUACCUCUCCGGUACGGCUUUUGUGAUUCAGUGGUGGUGGAGGAACAUCGCACAGCGGCUUUUCUACAUCAGAUUGCGAGGGUUGACCAUUAUCAUUCAAUCACUGGAACGUAGACGCGUAGCAAUUAAAGCCGCUCAGGAAAUCCGGGGUUCCGCUGCUACCAUUCAAUCCUUAUGGAGGAUGCGCUGUGCCAAACGGCAACGCAAGAUGCUCGAGGAGGAUUUGGAGAAACGCAUACGUGAAAGCAACGCAUCCAAGUUGAUUCAAUUUCACCUGAGGAAGCACAUUAAAGUUAUUCGACAACAGCGCGUGGAAUGUGUCAGUCUCAUGGUAGAGGAAAUCAACGACGGAGUAGAAACGCUAUCCGGGGACAGUUCCACAUCGGAAUCAAUCUCCAGUGAUCAUCCGCCCGAUCUGAUACUUUCUGCAGACAGCUUGGAAGAAAACCCCUCGGACGAGGCGGGCGAAGCGGAUGAGGAAAAAAGAAAGGUCACGCCGAAUGAAGACAAGCUCGCACCGACUGAGGACAGUGCCAAACCUUUGGAGCACGACGAGAAGCCAUCAGUCUCAUCUGCUUCGGCGUCUCUGUUCCGAGCUGCGCAGCUCCGACGACGGGCUCUGAAACAGCCAGUCUCGAAUGUUCCUCAAGAUACAGUAGCAAGAUCCGUAUUGGCGCAUCGAAGGAAGAACCUUGGAAUUAAAGAAGGAACGGUGCCACCCAGGAAAUACAAGAGCAUUGCUUACGAAUACCUUCCAACGAACAAGACCUAUUGGACUUACGAUUCUCACAAACUUGCAAGAAUUCCCAUCAUACAGCGCUGGGCUAAGAAAAGAAUGCGGGAGAAACUGCUGUGGAGAUCAUCCGUGAACAUACAGUGUGCGUGGAGAAUCAAUCGUUCCCAGUUUGAGCUGAUAUCCUUGUAUCUCUUGAAAGAAUGGGCUGUUCGAGUUGAUUUUCGUCAGGAAGAAACCACCAAUAACCCAGUACUGCGUCAAAAAGUUAGGUUACUGGCUUUGGCCAAGGCUAUCCGCCAAGUUAAUGACGAAUCCUUGCCACCCGAGGUCUUGCGCACUCCAUACAGUUUUGUGGUCAACUGGAAGACAGAAACCAGCAUCUACUUCGCAGAGGACCAAGGCAUUGCGCAGCUCAACCGUUGUCGAAUUCAUGUCGUUUGCGAGGCUCAUAGGCACCCACUGUGGGAGGAUUGGAGCAAUCAAAAGAAAUUCACUCACCUGAGCAAGGUUGCCUUGCUAAGAUCAUUUUCGAACCAGUGUGCAAGGCUGAGUCGCGCCUCUGUUCUGAUGCAAUCCCUCCGGAUGAGGAGGAUACUGUGGAAAAUGGCACGUGAGAAGGAGGCGGCGAUGACUAUUCAGCGGUUUUGGUCCCGAUAUGGGCAUGAGACGGAUGAGAUGGUGUAUCUCCAACAGGCUAAAAGUGCGGCAAUCCGUCUUCAGGCAUUUUGGAGAAUGACCAGCGCCGUUCUGCUUUUGGAAAUCCAAGACAUGUCAGCUAGCAGCAUUCAAGCAUUGUUCCGAGGUUUCACAAUAAGAGAACAAUACUUGGAGGCAAAAUUUGGAAUCACGGGGUUUCAAGCCGUGUAUCGGGGACGAAGGGAAUACCGAAGCUUCAACUUGAAGUGUCGGACGGUCCUUCACAUCCAACGAGCUAUUCGGGGGUUCAUAGCACGAGCAAGGUUGGACCAUCAGGCAUAUGCCGCCCUUGCAAUUCAAGACUGGUAUCGGGCAGUUGCCUUGCGUGUCUGUAUGUCGAAGAUACGGCUCUCAUACUCCAUAUUGCAAUGCCUUGUCCAGAGGCAGGCUAUUCUUUCCAGGCUUCAAAAAGAACAGGCAGCAGUUCGUUUGCAAGCAUGGCUACGAAAAGUCUCCUGUCGAAGCUUCCACCUCCAGCAGAUACAGUCUGGCACUCACGUCCAGUCGGUUUACCGUGGCUGGCAAGCGAGGAAGGCAUUCUGCAUAGUUGUCCGGGGUGUUGUCUUGUUACAGGCUUCAGCCCGUACAAGAAGGGACCAAGAAUUGUUUUCUCAAUGGAAGAGAUCCGCAAACGCUAUUAGGGGUGUCUGGUUAACAUACAUCACCAGGACACGGUUCUUGCGAUUGUGUCGAGUUGUCUCGAUCGUUCAAACAUUGAUGAGGGAACGACGAGCAAGGCGGUCAUCGGCUACCCGUUUGUCGGCCUGGUGGCGAACGUGCGUAUGCCUGAGGCAUAUUGACGAGUCAAAGAAGCUGGCUGUUACAGUUCAGAAAAUUUUUAGGGGGCAUCAGGGAAGAUUGAGGCACAAACAUCUCUCAUACCUGCGGCUUUAUGCUGCGGCCGCCAAACUCCAAUCCUGGUGGCGUUUGAAUUUGGCUUUUGAUGCCUAUACCAUAAUGCAACUGUCUGUCGUGGAUAUUCAGAGAUCUUAUCGUGCCUACAGCGCGAGGCAAAGGUACAAGAUUGCGCUGCAAACAUUGAAGACAGCUUCCGCAACAAAGCUUCAGGGAUGGUGGCGGAUGGCCAUAGUAUGCGAGACAUACAAUGUUCUCUACGUCUCAGUCUGGGAUGUACAACGUUGCUAUCGUGGAUACAGGACAAGGAAAGCGCUUGUAGAGGCUCGCAUGUACCUGGGAGCAGUCAAGUUUCAGGCUUUGUGGCGGGUGUCUCAUAUGCGCUCCAUCUUCAAGAAACUGUGCCAUGCAACUAUGACGCUUCAACGUGUGUAUCGUGGUCACAAGACGAGAAGUGAGAUCCAAAAUGCACGCAUGUGUUCUGCAGAAACUCAUCUAGCGGCAGCCUGGAGAAGAUUCCAUGCUCGCAAAUGCUACAAAGACCUUUGCCGGUCAGCCAUCCUGGCCCAGAGAAUCUGUCGAGGACACCUCGGUAGGAAGCGCUUCGAGUUUCUCCAUGCGCAGCACGUAUUCAGAACGGCCACGAAGCUCCAAGCUUUUUGUAGAAUGUGUGCGCAAUCCAAAAGGUUCACCAAGGUUUGCGCAUCCGCCCUGCUAGCACAGAGAAUUGUUCGUGGCUGCGUGGCGAGAAGACGCUAUAACGCACUAGUUGAGGCCCAUUUUGCUGCCGUUCUGAUCCAAGCUGCCUGGGACGACUACAGGGACAGAAUGGCCACACGAUUGUACUUGGCCAUUGUCUCUGUCCAAAAAUGCUACCGGGGUUACCAAGUGAGAAGCAGCAUUGAUCCCCUUGCAGCAUUCUUUUAUUCCAAGGGGAAAGCUUGUGGCUAUCUUCGCCUCAUGCACUACAACAGCUACAGGCAGAUGCAAGCCUCUUCGUUGGUGUUGCAGCGUUGGCAACGGAUGACCACCUGCAAGCGAGACUUCGAAGAGCUGAAGAUGGGAGUGGCAGCUAUCCAAGCUUGUUUUCGGGGUUAUUCAGCUCGUUGCAGCUUCCACGAACAAGUCGAAGCCGCGACGAUUAUUCAAGCUUGGCGUCGCAUGACAGUGAAAGUCGAGGACUUUGAGGAGAUGCUUGUUGCAUCGAUCAUAAUUCAGUCGCUCUUCCGGGGCUUUUCGCAACGUCGCCAAACGAAAGCAUCGUUGCGGGCCUUCGUGGCUAUCCAGUCCUUGUUCAGAAUGCGCCGUUGCGUACAAAAUCUCAUGGAGACGCGCUCAUCACAGGUCGAGGUUCACUUUGUUCAGGGAAAAGGCAAUCAAGAUCCAGUGUUGGCUAAGGUGUCUGAUGGCAAAGAGACAGCUGAAGAGAAGGAAGAUGGCAACCAAGAUCCAGUGCUGGGUUCGAUGUCUGGCGGCCCAGAGAGAGCUCAGUAG